AUGGCGGACACCGACUUCGUCCUCCUCGAGUCCUCGGACGGGUACACCUUCUCCGUUCCCCGUCGUAUUGCUAUGGCGAGCCAGACGCUCAGGUCGAUGUUGGACGAGGACUCCGCAUUCCAGGAGGCCAAGGACAAGACCGUCAGGCUCGAAUACCGUGGUAUCAUCCUUCUCAAGGUCAUCGAGUAUCUGCAGUACAAGGUCCAGUACGCCGACUUUGCCAGCAGCGACAUCCGCGAGGACUUCCAGGACCGCAUUGAUCCUUACAUUGCCCUCGAGCUGCUCACUGCGGCGGACUACCUUGAGACAUAG
Molecule: messenger RNA, 312 nt
Organism: Apiotrichum porosum
Lineage: Eukaryota; Fungi; Basidiomycota; Tremellomycetes; Trichosporonales; Trichosporonaceae
Exons: 4
Coding region: 1-312 (103 amino acids)
Biological process (GO): ubiquitin-dependent protein catabolic process
Cellular component (GO): elongin complex
Molecular function (GO): protein-macromolecule adaptor activity
Source: RefSeq, a predicted model, not a curated record